CUAGAUCCAUAAGCCAAAUAAGCCAAGAUGAAUAGCCUUUCUUUUUAAGCUUUUUAAGAACCUCGUUCGAUCCCGAACUGCAUUCAAAAAAGCGAGGAGGCGUACGAUAUGAUUAUACACCUAAGACAGCUCUACCAACAACAAGCUAGGCAUGAGAGAUUCCAAAUCCCCAAAGCUCUCUUUAGUUGCAAGUUUUCUGUUGGAAACUCCGUUGGUCCGCAUGUUCUCAAAAUGAUUGGCUAUGUCCAAACUCUUGAGAAAUUGGGUUUCGAACUAAGGUCUGAACUUGCAACUGAUCUGAUUCUGCAAUCGUUGCCAGAUUUGUACAAGCAGUUUGUGGUUAAUUACGAGAUACAUGAACUCGAUAAACCACUGCUAGAACUUUUGAAGAUGCUGCAAACUGCCAAAGAGAGCUCAACGAAAGGAAAGGGGAAUUAUGUCCUUUUAGUUCAAGGAGGAAAAGGUAAGAAGAAGUUCAAGAUGGCAAAGAAGAAUGGACCUAAAGGCAAGGGUAACACCAAGCCUAAGUCAAAUUCUUCUAAGCUCAAGCCUAAAGGUGGAGUAGCUAAAGAUUCUAUUUGUCAUCACUAUGGUGAAGUUGGCCACUGGAAGAGGAAUUGCAAGCAGUAUUUGGCAACCAAGAAAAAGGGUGAAGCUUCUGCUUCAGGAACUGAAGAGAAGAAGUAGGAGUGUUGAUCUUGAAGAUGCAAGGUCUCGUUUCCCAACAGUGGUAUCGGAGCCGGCUUACGAAGUUACUAGUUUAGUAGUUUUUACCGUUAUUGUUUUUGUAGAUUAGUCAAUAAAUUUUGGAGACAAAAAUUUAUCCCAUUAAAAUUUAAUUAGGUGGCCAUAUUUAGAUACUGGACCUAAUAUAAUUUUGUUUAGUAAUUUUAGGAAUUACUGUUUGGGUGCAUACGCGCGGUGUAUGCCAUAGGCAAGACUGCGUUAUAAAUCCCUCAUAAUUUUAAGUCUGUGCCACCCCGACGCCCCGUCACUCGUCAAACCCAAUUUAGAUCGGUAACGGACUCACCCAAGUGAGACGCCCGGUUUACGUUGGUUAGGCGCGAAACCCGUAACUAGGGUACUGACUCGCCCCGGGUUAGUCUUAACUAAGUCUUGGUCAUAAGGAUGAGAGACUUAGGGCACUGCGGUAGGAUCAAUAAAUAAAAUC
This is a messenger RNA of Cuscuta campestris, 1171 nucleotides long. The record is from the annotation of a GenBank genome assembly. NCBI's taxonomy places the organism in Eukaryota, Viridiplantae, Streptophyta, Magnoliopsida, Solanales, Convolvulaceae.